GAAAAAACUCGCUUUGAUUAGUCAGCGUUACCAAACAAGAACGAUAUGCCUUCUCUAGUACUACCCCACAGUUAUAAGUCAAACUAAAGAGCGCCAAGGACUGUAUCUGUAAUUGAAGCAAUUGCGUCAAACUAAAGAGCGCCAAGGACUGUAUCUGUAAUUGGAGUAAUUGUCAAGAAAGAAAAUGCUCUCCUCAACGUCGCCCGUCGCAAUCGCUUUCUCUUCCUGCACUGAAAGUGUGCCACACACAGCACGAGCAUGGAGCUGGACGAGUGUCGCAGGAAACACCAACUGCAACAAAUGGUCUUCGUAUUUAGUCAGUAGUUUUAUGGUGCAACCCACGAUGCAUCCUCCGACUGACGAUUUCGAAGGUGAUCGAAUCCGGCACAACCUCGAAAAAAGCUUCAUCAAAGACCCAGAGCCAGAAGGUAGCGGAGCAGAUCCUAAGGAAAAGCAAGGCGGAGAUUGUCACUGUAAAGUGGGGGUUCUUAAGUCAAGAUAAACUACAUGCUUUCCUACUUACAGGUCGUUGGCUCCACCACUAUAAAUAUAAAUUGAGAAUAGCUUUUGGUAACAAGUUCUUCAAUCAUCUCGACACUUAAAGUUAAAAUCAAUCAAUCAAUCAAUCAAUCUCAAUGUGAUGUACUCCCAUCACAAUGAAUCUUCCCUUCUGCCCCUCCUCUAAUCUCCACAAUUACAGUCAGCCUUGUCCGCGACAUUUCGAGCACACUCCGCCAGGUCGCGUAUGCAAACCGACAGCCAAGUAUGAGGGACCCUGUCCAAACUCGGAAACGUAUGACUUCUCAAAGUUCAACGCGAUGAUGCUGGCAAAGUGGGAAGCUAAGUGUAAAGCUCUGUUUCUGUAAGUAAAAGGCAGGUGGAUGUUGAUGUGACGUCGACGAAGAGUUACUGUUGCCGAUGGCAUUCUAAUUCUUGUUCCAAGAAGCUGCUCAUUAGGAUAAAGGCGGGGUAAUAGAAUUAGAAAACAGGCAUCUGUUGCUCGUUAUUUUUCAUUUUGUACUAGGUGGUUCUUUUUUGGAGGCCUACGCCUAAUUACCUAGGGUCGUUGUAGCAAAAGUCAAUGACUCCUUUUUGUAUGUUAAAAUUGUUUCUCUGUGUAAUUAUAUCCGCCGAGCUCAAAGUGAAUGUGGGGAUGAGUUCUUGUUUCGUUUUGAAGGUUGUUGAAGAAAUUUUCGAAAGCACACACUGAGAAAGAGACGGUGACGCACCUUGAUUUUGCAUAGAUGAAGCAACGUGAGAAUCUUGACAAAAAGAUCAACAGAGAUGAAUAAUGCAGGAGCCACAUGAU
Amoebophrya sp. A25 is the source of this 1309-nucleotide messenger RNA. The record is from the annotation of a GenBank genome assembly. NCBI's taxonomy places the organism in Eukaryota, Dinophyceae, Syndiniales, Amoebophryaceae.